UUUUGUGCUUGAUGGCCUGGGAGGGGGCAGGUGUGAUUGCGCGAUGCAGUGGAGAGAGAGAGAGAGAGAGAGAGAGAGAGAUAUGCUGUUGAUAACUCGGGUUGUGUGUGUGUUUUUUUUCUGUGCUCUGAUUGACGAUGUGUGCGGGGUUUUUAGCUUGUCCACUGUCGGCUGAAGUGUUAUUUAGUCGUGGGUUUGUAGCGAGCUGCAACUUCUAGUCCGAAUCUUGGUCCUGAGUGGGUUGUAGUGGUUUUAACUGCGUUCCAGGGUGCGAAGCUAGAAUUGGAGUUCAUCUAAAAGUUGGUUGAUUCGUCAAGAUGGUGAAGGAUAAGGAGUACUAUAAUGUUCUCGGAGUAUCACCCGAGGCUACACCGGCCGAAAUCAAAAAAGCCUAUUAUGUGAAGGCAAGACUGGUGCAUCCCGAUAAGAAUCCCAACAAUCCUGAAGCUGCUAAGAACUUCCAGAUCUUGGGUGAGGCAUACCAAAUCCUCAGUGACCCAGAGAAAAGAGCGUCUUACGACAAGCUUGGGAAAGUGGGCGUGUCUCAAGAGGCGAUGGUAGAUCCAGCAGCAAUUUUUGGCAUGCUGUUUGGUAGCGAUGCUUUUGAAGAGUAUAUUGGUCAGUUGGCAAUCGCGGCAAUGACUGGAAUGGAAAUGGGUGGUGGUAGUCAACCGGUAGAUGUAGGGCAACUCCAAGCUAAGUUUAAGGGGAUUCAAAAAGAGAGAGAGGAUAAGCUUGUCCAGAAUUUGCUUCAGCGACUUGAAACCUAUGUCAGUGGGGACAAGCUGGAAUUUGUCGAGCGGGCCACAAAAGAGAGGGAAAGGCUUAAAGAGAAUUCUUUUGGAGAACCCAUGUUGCAGACAAUUGGAUAUGUGUAUCAGAGGCAAGCUGCUAAAGAGCUUGGGAAGAACGUUUACUUCUUGGGAGUGCCAUUCUUGACGGAGUGGUUUCGUAGCAAAGGCCAUUUCAUCAAAUCUCAUGUUACCGCUGCCUCAGGUGCUGUUCAUUUAAUGCAGUUACAAACGAACUUGAAAAGACAAAUUGAGGAAGGAAAGAUGGAGCAGGGAGUCGAGGCGUAUCUUGAAUCUAACAAAGAUGUGAUGGUUGAUAAUUUGUGGAAGCUUAAUGUAGCUGAUAUCGAGAAUACGCUUACACGCGUAUGCCAACGGGUUUUGCACGAUCCACUUGUACCCAGGGAGGUUGCCCUGAACCGUGCAAAGGCGCUCAAGAAGUUGGGAGCAAUUUUUCAGGGGUCAAAGCCGCAAAAACUUGUUGCUCAAACAGGAGAUCAGAGUGGUUCCCCAAGGACUGUCAAUAGUCCUCCCGGUGAUCAUGCAGACAAUACAAGAUCUUAUUCCAAGUUCUUUUCCAAACCUUCUGGAUAUGCUUCCACUACGAAUCCCAGCUUGAAUACUUGGCCUACCCCAGCAGCUCCUGCAGGAGUGAAGCCUGGACCAUCGUCUGGAGCGGGACCUCUUUGAGUCUACGUAGUGUUCUGUAAUCUUGUUGGUAGAGGUACUGUGAAUAAUUUUAACGUUUUAUUAAACUCAGAUUAUUCAGUUUGGGCUAAAAAUCAAGGCGUUCUGUAGAAGCAUGACGCAUGUACUCUGUAAACAUAUGCAUUUCUAUUACCUGGUUCACUCCUUUGUCUUAUCUUUGUCGUAUCCGAGGGUCACACUUAAGCAGUAAAGACGACUAUUUUUGUGAAGAAUUUUUUUGUCGAGAUGCAUGCGAGGAGUAAUCGCAAAGUCAGAACGUGAUUUAGGCGACAGCCAUACUGUAUUCUGUUAUUGAUGAUAUACGAGUUUGUAUGCUCAACGUCA
Physcomitrium patens is the source of this 1823-nucleotide messenger RNA. RefSeq names its product chaperone protein dnaJ 10. The record is from RefSeq and is a predicted model, not a curated record. Lineage: Eukaryota; Viridiplantae; Streptophyta; Bryopsida; Funariales; Funariaceae.